Molecule: messenger RNA, 2372 nt
Organism: Xenopus tropicalis (tropical clawed frog)
Lineage: Eukaryota; Metazoa; Chordata; Amphibia; Anura; Pipidae
Gene: srpk1
Product: SRSF protein kinase 1
Exons: 16
Coding region: 23-1858 (611 amino acids)
Cellular component (GO): cytoplasm; nucleus
Molecular function (GO): kinase activity; ATP binding; protein kinase activity
Source: RefSeq, marked provisional
CGCGUGGUUUCACCGGCGUACCAUGGAGAGAAAAGUGCUUGCCUUACAAGCUCGGAAAAAGCGGACAAAAGCAAAGAAAGUACCUAAAAAACAAGAGGCCACUCAGCAUGCCUCUGUUCGGGAAACUGAGGGGGUCUUACCGGAGGAAGAUGAAGAGGAGAUUUUGGGAUCUGAUGAUGAUGAACAAGAAGAUCCUAAUGAUUACUGCAAAGGUGGGUAUCAUCACGUGAAGAUCGGAGAUCUGUUCUGUGGCAGAUAUCAUGUGAUCAGGAAGCUAGGAUGGGGUCAUUUCUCUACAGUGUGGUUAUCCCGGGACCUCCAGGCAAAGCGUUUUGUGGCCAUGAAAGUUGUGAAAAGUGCCGAACAUUAUACAGAGACUGCAUUGGAUGAAAUAAAACUACUGAGAUCGGUACGUAACACUGAUCCUACCGAUCCAAACCGUGAGAGAGUGGUGCAACUUCUAGAUGAUUUUAAGAUAUCUGGAGCCAAUGGGACACAUGUUUGUAUGGUAUUUGAGGUACUUGGACACCAUUUGUUGAAGUGGAUCAUCAAAUCAAAUUAUCAAGGGGUUCCAUUACCUUGUGUAAAGAGCAUCAUCAGACAGGUUCUUCAGGGUUUAGAUUACCUUCACUCAAAGUGUCAGAUCAUCCACACAGACAUUAAACCUGAAAACAUUUUACUUUCUGUCAGCGAGACGUUUAUACGUCGGCUUGCUGCUGAAGCAACGGAAUGGCAACGCUCUGGUGCCCCUCCACCAUCUGGUUCAGCAGUGAGCACAGCACCACCACCCAAACAAUCAACCAAGAUGUCAAAGAAUAAAAAAAGAAAACUGAAAAAGAAACAGAAGCGUCAAGCAGAACUCCUAGAAAAACGGGUGCAAGAAAUAGAGGAAAUGGAUCGUGAAGAUGAAAAUCAAGAUGAAGACAGCACUGAACAAGCCCAAGAAACCUGGACAGAUCCAGAUACUCAUUCAUAUUCCAGAGGAUCAGAGCUGAACUGUAAUGGACUGACCUCUGAAAUACCAUCAGAAAAUAAUGAAAGAUUGCCUCAAAAUAACACCUACUCCUGCACAGUUACCAGCUCUUCCAGUCUUGAUAGCCCCUGUGAACAGCCCAGGGAAGACCCUAACCCUCUCUGUCUUGAUACUGAGGAAAAUAAUCUACCUAAUGCAGGGGAAGUAAUACUAUCCCAGACAUCUGCUGUCCAAUCACACAAACACAUUGAAAAUGAAGAAAUUAGUAAAUUGCAGGAAAGUAUCAGGAAAGAGAUGUGCUCUGAAGAGCAGGAAGGAUCUCCUGCAAUGAAGAUUAGUGCCAACACACUCCUGCUGAACCCUUUAGAACCUCAGAAUGCAGAGCACCUGAAAGUUAAAAUUGCAGAUCUUGGAAAUGCCUGCUGGGUGCAAAAACACUUCACAGAGGAUAUACAAACUAGACAGUACCGCUCUCUGGAAGUUCUUAUUGGCUCAGGAUAUAGCACUCCUGCAGAUAUAUGGAGCACCGCAUGUAUGGCUUUUGAGUUGGCAACUGGAGAUUACCUCUUUGAGCCUCAUUCAGGGGAGAAUUACUCACGCGAUGAAGACCAUAUAGCCCUGAUCAUCGAGUUACUAGGACGAAUCCCACGCAAGCUUAUUGUGGCUGGAAAAUAUUCUAAGGAAUUCUUCACAAAAAAAGGUGACUUGAAGCAUAUUUCCAAGCUUAAGCCAUGGGGACUUUAUGAUGUUCUGGUUGAGAAAUAUGAAUGGGCAGAAGAGGAUGCAGCUGGAUUUACAGACUUCGUGAUGCCCAUGUUGGAAUUGGCUCCAGAAAAGCGGGCAACAGCUUCUCAGUGCUUGAAUCAUCCUUGGCUAUUAUCAUAGUAAAGUCAGUGAAUGUCUUCAGUUAUAGUCCUUUAUUCAAUGAUCUGGUAAUUGGAAGACCAGAGAAUAGAUCCAAAAAAGAUACUCAUUUUAAUGCCAAAGCAGCUUUCUUUCUGCCAAGCCAUAAAAGAAAGAAAAGCAUGUUCAAAUUGAGGUUUAUCAUGAGUUAUUUUAGUUGGGUAAUAACAAUUGUCACAGUCAUCCAUAAUUUAGGUUGAUUAGGUAAGCUACAUUUAUUCAGAUAAAAAGUAAGGCAUCAUUGUCCUGUCAGUCAUAAAACAAGCCUACCUCGCAUUUUAACAAAAUAAGGCCCAAAUAAAUGUUAUCCUUCUGUAGCUUGUGGUACAUUCCACUGGUGCAUUUGGAUUGUGUCAAUUUUCCUUAUAGAUUUAAUAUGUAUUAACUUUUAUGUAUUUACUUGUUAAAAUAGGCUGCAAUAGCUCUAUUUUAUGGGUUAAUGUAACUGUCCAGUCUUCAGAAUUAUUUCCAAGAAAUAAAAUUUUCACAAUGUGUA